UAUGAUAAUAGAUUGAACAAUUAUUAUUUGAUUAUAAAAUUUUAUAUUAAUAUUUGAGUGUUAAUUUAAUAUGGAUGAUAGUAAUAAUUAUCAAAUUGAUGUUUGGAAAGGUGAUUGGGGUUUGCCAUCAAUUGAUAUACAAUGUUUGCAAGUUUUGGCAUAUGCUAAAUUCAGUGAUGUUCCAUUGACAAUAAGAGAGAUAAAUAAUCCAUUUAGAACACCAAGAGGCCUAUUACCAGUACUACGAUAUGAUAAUAAAAGUCUUGAUUCACCAGAUGAUAUUAUUCAAUUUUUUCGUAAAAUGAAUUACACAUGUGAUGAUUCAUUAACACCAAAACAAUGUGCUGAUAUUGUUUCAUAUGAUCACAUGCUAAAAGAAUCACUUUAUCCAGCAAUGCAAUACAUAUGGUGGAUUGAUCAAAAAAAUUUUACAGAACUUAUGAGACCGUGGUAUGCAAAAGCAAUACCAUUUCCAUUGAAUUUUUAUUAUCCAUCACAGUAUGAAAAACAAGCACAAGCAAUGAUGGAAUCAUUAUAUCCAAAUGAAGAAUCAAUGAGUGCUAUUGAAACAAAUAUUUAUUCAAAAGCACAAAAAUGUAUAACGUUAUUAUCAAAUAGACUUGGUGAUGACUCGGAUUAUUUUUUUGGUACAAAACCAACUUAUCUUGAUGCAAUUGUUUAUUCAUAUUUAGCACCAUUAUUAAAGCUACCAUUACCAAAUUCAUCAUUACAAAAUCAUUUGAAAGCAUGUACAAAUCUUGUUAAAUUUAUAUCAAAAAUAUCACAACGUUAUUUUGAACAGGAUUAUCAAAAUUAUGAAAAAAUUAAAGCUAAAGAACAGCCAAAAAAUAAUUGUGAUGAUGUUGAUAUUGAAUUUCCACAUAAAAGAAGAAAUCAAUUUAUUGCUGGUUUCAUUGCAACUUUAGCUAUGAUUAGUUAUGCAUUAUUUACUGGUAUUGUUGAGGUAACACCAAUAAGAGAUGAUGAUGAUACAUUGGAUGAUCAUGAAGAUUACAUGGAUGAUAUAGAUGACUGAAAUUUAUUGUUUUUUUUCUUGUUAAAUAAAGAAAAAUAAAAAAUUACAUGUAAAUUUGUUGUUGAAUUAAUUUGUUUAUCAGAGUCAUUUGAUAAUUGUAUACAUUUGAAAAGAAAUGAUAAAUAAAUAUUUUUUAAAAA
Molecule: messenger RNA, 1176 nt
Organism: Aphidius gifuensis
Lineage: Eukaryota; Metazoa; Arthropoda; Insecta; Hymenoptera; Braconidae
Product: metaxin-1
Exons: 4
Coding region: 71-1036 (321 amino acids)
Biological process (GO): mitochondrion organization
Cellular component (GO): SAM complex
Source: RefSeq, a predicted model, not a curated record